CUUGGGCAUGUGAGGUUUCAGUUCAGCAUUAUUCCGUCCACACCAGCUGAUGGCGGUAUGGUACAUACUUCUGUUGCCAGAAUAUUACUACAAAGAAGAACGGAAACGCAACAGCGCAUGUGUAUGCUAUCAUGGCGUCGGCGGCUGUGAAAUGAAAAACUGCGAUACGUGUUAGAAAAGUUGUGAAAUUGUUCCAACAGUGUUUUUUAAAACAACCGAAAUGGGUCAUUGGUCGUGAUUUGUUUUGAAGUGUGUGUUUCUGUUCGGACAGUGUGCCUCCCAGCAGCAGAGGGAGAAGCAUGACAGCUAACGAGGACCAAGAGAUGGAGCUGGAGGCUCUUCGCUCCAUCUAUGAGGGGGAUGAAGUUUUUAAAGAAAUUAGCCCAGUGUCCUUCCAGUUUAGGAUAGGUGAGCUAGAAGACUCCAAGGCGUUCAUCCUGGACGUCACAUGGCCAGAAACGUACCCUGAGACGGCCCCGCAAAUCUCCCUCGAUGCCUUUUUUAACAAUAGAAUCUCUGCAGAGACAAAGCAGCUGAUCCUGUCGAGGCUGGAGGAGCAGGCGCAAGCCAACCUGGGCACUGCCAUGAUGUACACUCUUUUUGAGUGGGCCAAAGAAAAUCAGGAGUCCCUCAUGGAAAACCAUAAGGCUGUAGUGACAGCUGUGACAUUAGCGUCCAACAGUGACAACACCACCAGCAGCCCCAUUGCCAGGAAGAAGGAGAAGAAAGAGCAGCUGACAAAAGCUCAGAAGAGAAGGAUGAUCAGCAGAACAGAUAACAAAGGAGAACUGCCAAGAGGCUGGGACUGGGUGGACGUCAUCAAGCAGUUGAGUAAAACAGGAGGAAAAGACGACGACUAACUGGGAGCGGACGUAUCCGGUUGCUGCUUUACACGGAGAGAUCGCAGUGAUGUGAGGAAAACCACGCAGCUCCUUCUGCUCUCGUAAAGUCGCAGCCUCGGAGGCGAACACAGACGGCUACGUUACCGGCUACGCACGUCCGAGACUUGCAUAAUAGCAGAACCGUUCGCUGUGUUGUUUCUGUUGUCUGUCAAACGAACAUCUCCGGCGCACCUUGUUGUGCAGUCUUCGCUUAAACGCUAUCAUGAUCCCAGCCUUCAGUGACUCUCAAAUGUUGGACGGUGGUUCUGAACGAAUGUGUUAAAUGUUACAUAUACAUUAAAACGGUAUUUCAUGGAAAUAAAUUUUAGAUUCUGUUUAAUUUAUGUGAUAAUUAUAUUAUUAUAAUUAUGUGAUUUAUAAACCAUGAAUCAGGUUCUGUGCCACUUAGGUAAGAGCUCCUAGAGGGCGCUGCUCACACCGACCAGGUCAAUAUCCUCCACUGCCUGGUGUGUCAGCAGUGUUAUCGCCUGCAGACUUUUGUCAGCACUACUGCCACCAACUGGUUUAUUUACAUUGCCGACUUACUGCCAGUGCUCCCAUCUAACAUUUGGGUUUUUACAAGUCACUUAAGAAUGUUGGCCAAAGCAUUAUUUUAGCUGCUUCUUUUUUCCAUGAAAUACAGUACUUUGUGGUGCACAUUUUAUCUGGUAUAACUCAUCCAUCUGUUUUGAUAUUACUAAAAAAAUUGGUUUUAAAAAGGUGCUGACUCUUUUUUUCUGUUGAAAACAUACCAAUGUCCAUAUGAGUGCAUUAGAUUUUUUUUAAUCUUUUGUGGGUCUUAAGACUAAGAUGGAGUAUUAGAGCCAUGUUGAGGAUAAAAAAUUAAAUAAAAAAAUUAUGUUGUAUGUUUGCAAGACUUAAGUCGUAAGUACGCGAGAAUGAAGUCGCAUGUUUGCAAGAAUAGAGCUGAAGGUUUGCAAAACUAAAGUCACAAGUGCACGAAAAGUCGCAAGCGUGCAAGAGUAAAAUCAUACAUUAAAAUAAUGGCAUAAUAUUAGCGGAAAUGUAAAAAGACAGGCAACGAGUCAGUAGGUGAGUGUGAGUGAGAUGUGAUGCUGAUGAGUCAAAUGAUGAAGUAUCUUUUAUUUUGGAAAACUACUCAAGUUAAACUUUUCACCGACUUACAAUUAACGCUGUUUGCUUUUCCCUUUGUCUCCCCUAAAACACAUCAUCUAAACAACUUAAUUCUCAUAAAUUUAUGACUUUAAUCACCUAAAUGUAUUUAAUUUAUUUUUUUAUUCUCAAGGUUGCACAAAUACUUCAUAUUAAGAGACCCACAAAAUGUUUUAGGUCAUUUUUUUUGAAGGAUCUUAUUUGCUUUUUAUUUUGUGUUGGAUAAAUAAACACAUUAUUUCCACAAAAUAUACCAAGGUCAAAUUGUCAUCAUCAGUCCCUGUCAUCAUAACUUUAACUGGAAUAGGUAGGAUUCUGUCCUGUCAGACAGUUGCAGGUUUGAAUCCACCUACAUUUUAACACAGGUUAGUGUUUAAAUUCUGCCAAAUAACCACAGCAUGUGGAUUUCAAAUGUGAUGGUGCCAUAAUAAAGAGGAAAGCUGA
Messenger RNA from Cynoglossus semilaevis (tongue sole), 2459 nucleotides. It is a transcript of the gene rwdd4, whose product is annotated as RWD domain containing 4. The transcript has 7 exons. Bases 300 to 860 code for a protein of 186 amino acids. Gene Ontology annotation, molecular function: protein binding. Lineage: Eukaryota; Metazoa; Chordata; Actinopteri; Pleuronectiformes; Cynoglossidae. The record is from RefSeq and is a predicted model, not a curated record.